Messenger RNA from Racocetra fulgida, 1044 nucleotides. The record is from the annotation of a GenBank genome assembly. Lineage: Eukaryota; Fungi; Glomeromycota; Glomeromycetes; Diversisporales; Gigasporaceae.
AUGACUUCCGCAGGUACAGAAAUGACAUCUACAAAUAUAACAACACAAAUUUCUUUGACUUCUGAAAUUCUGACAAUGGUUACAUCUACAAUUAUAACGACUCAAACUUCUGCAACUUCUUCAAUGACGACAACAACAGUGCAAGCAGGUACAGAAGUGACAUCUACAAAUAUAACGACACAAAUUCUUUCGACUUCUGAAAUUUUGACAAUGACUACAUCUACAAUUAUAACAGCUCAAACUUCUGCAACUUCUUCUGCAACUUCUUCUGCAACUUCAGCGACAGCAGCAACAAUACAAGCAUCGGUAACUUCCGCAGGUACAGAAGCGAUGUCUACAAAUACAACACUAAUUUCUUCGACUUCUGAAAUUCUGACAAUGGUUACAUCUACUAUUAUAACAACUCAAACUUCUACAUUCACAAAUUUUACAACUUCAGGGGCUCUUGUAACGACAACAACGCAGGCACCUGCAAUUUUUACGACUCCUACAACGCAAGCACCUGCAGUUCUUACAACAGCAACUGCAUCUAAAGAGACAUCUUUAGUGCAGACAAUGACGCCCGUUUUAAGUUCAUCUUAUAGUCCAGCUAAUAGUGGAAGACCGCCGAUUACUCUACCACCAAAAGAAACAACAACGACUAUUAAUCAAUGCACAGAUACAAAAAAUUGUCGUAUUGAUACUGAAACAAAAGCUACCGGAAAAGUAUUUACAAGUACAGCUCCGGAUCAAAAAACUUCAAUUGGAAAUGAUAAGACAAUUACAAAAUUCACAACUACAACGUAUACACAAACUAUUACACAUGUAUAUCCAGGUUAUACAACAACUAUAACUUAUACAACUGAUGGAACUGUAGCGUCAUAUGAAACAUAUUAUCCACCCAGUACUGUCGUUGUGUAUCAGCCAGUGACUGCUACUGUACCUAUGGAUGAUACUUUGGGUACAUCUAAUAGUAUUGGUUUCAAAGAUAAUAAUGGAUUAGCAAAUAUUCUUUGGAGUUUGUGGCUUGUAGGUUGGAGUUUAGAAUACAUGAUUUUAACCUAA